Messenger RNA from Lytechinus variegatus (green sea urchin), 1496 nucleotides. Its product is annotated as putative 2-hydroxyacid dehydrogenase SH0752. Gene Ontology annotation, molecular function: glyoxylate reductase (NADPH) activity; NAD binding; hydroxypyruvate reductase [NAD(P)H] activity. The transcript has 6 exons. Gene Ontology annotation, cellular component: cytosol. Bases 203 to 1201 code for a protein of 332 amino acids. The record is from RefSeq and is a predicted model, not a curated record. Lineage: Eukaryota; Metazoa; Echinodermata; Echinoidea; Temnopleuroida; Toxopneustidae.
UUACUGUUGAUUUGAACUUUGUUGUCAGUAUCGAUGGUAAGGGUUUGUAACUCGAUGGAUUUGCAAUGGUGAAAGAAAAGCAUGAAAUAUCAUAUGCGACAACUGACAAGUACCUAAAGAUACGUUCGGAGAGCACUUUUGCCUGUUGAAAUGUAAAGAAACCAACUGAGCGAGAUUGAGAGGGCGAAAUCAUCCCGUUACCAUGACUACAGAGGAAGACCAGACCAAGCCCUGUAUCCUAAGUACUAUACCUCUCGCCUUUCAGUGCUCUCCUUCAUGGAACGAUCUCAGAGAGCGAUACAAUGUCAUUCAGUGGGAAGACUUUCUCAAGGAUGAGGAUCGGUAUCUUGAGAAGAUUGAAAUUAUAUUUGUAAUGAGCUCCACCGCUUUCAUCAAAGAAUCUCAACUGAAAAUGAUGAGAAAUAUAAAGCUCUUUCAGACCUGGGGAAUAGGAACUGACGGCAUUGACCUUGCUUUGCUCCAGAAGUACAAGGUCAAGUUAGGAAACUCGCCAGGCGCCACCGCAGAUGCUUGUGCAGAUUUCGCUAUGACCCUGCUCUUAGCGGCUGCUCGCAAGUUGACAGACAGUAUUGCCUCUGUAAAAAGUGACCUUCCCGAUUCCGACCAAUACUGGGAUAAUGUAAUAGCACUGACUGGCAAGGGAGUGUCUGGAUCAAGUCUUGGCAUCUUCGGCAUGGGGGAGAUCGGUUACGAGGUGGCCAAGAGAGCAAGAGGGUUUCGAAUGAAGAUAUUGUACCAUAAUCGCAAUCAGAGAUCGAAGGAAGACGAAGCAGAAGUUCAAGCAAUUUAUUGUUCUUCUCUUGAAACCCUUUUGCCACAAGUUGAUUUCCUCGUCAUCACAGUCCCACUUACCCCCGACACGAGGCAUUCCUUGAACAGAGACACCUUUAAACUCAUGAAACCAAAUGCGAUCCUUGUUAACAUCGCAAGAGGCGGUGUAGUCAAUCACGACGACCUCGUGGAUGCUCUCAGGAACAAAAGCAUUGGCGGUGCUGCCUUAGACGUCACUGAGCCAGAGCCGCUACCUCACGACCACGCCCUCCUAGCCAUGCACAACGUCAUCGUCACGCCCCACAUCAGUUCCUGCACGAAUGAAGCACUGGACGCCAUGACGAAAAGGGCAGUCGACAAUAUUGACGCUGCCAUGUCAGGCAAAGAACUCAUAUAUGAAGUGUCAUGAGGAUACAUUUGUUCAGUGCACAGUCCAUGUGGGGACCGUUUCAACAAGAACUAAAAUGGCAUUCAUCGCAUGUAUCAAACACAUUACGUCAUUGAUGAAUGCAUGGUGCGAGAGAUUAGGAUGAUCACCAUUUUUGUCCUACAACUCGUCAGAUCUAACAACUUUUCUUGAUUUUUAUUGGCUGAGAAGUACAGUUUCUGUGGUAACCGUCGGUAAAACGCCCAGAGCGUACUUUUAUGAAACGCUCUUCGGAACAUGAUCAUUUGGGCUGGUUGCAGAAAGAGUUUCAAUAAAA